GGACCUUCGCCGCCGAUCAGUCCGUAUACGUACUGCGCGCCGGUCGCUAUGUGAACGGUUCACGCGCGUGUGUGUGACUUGUGUGAUUUUUUUUUCUCUCUCAGAACGCUACGACCGUCACCGAACAUUACCACCGUGCACCUAUGAUACUACUCGUCGUUGGUACAAUAUUUAUUCGUUUGCAAAGCAUGUACAAUACGAUCGUAAUUUAAUUGUUCGUUUACCGUCGUUUUUAAUUUUUGGUUUUUUUUUUUUUUUUGUUCCGUUUUAAGUUUAUUCCGCUUUUUGCGAAUUUUUUUGCUCGUGAGUUACCGAGUUACAGCGCGACGCGUCGCGAUAAAAAUAAUAAUUUUAGUUAAAUAAAAAAAAAAAUCGCUUGUCGUCGAGGACGUCGUUGUCACACGGACAAAGUGCGCGCGCGCCGCGCGUACCCACCGCACUAGCGUGCGGUGCAACAGUGAAUAUUUUAUUUUCUCUAUAGACCGGUGCACAAAAAUCGUUCGCAAUUACGGACCUAACGAUUUACCCGCGCAGUGUUCGGGGCGCGUCGGUUGAAUGUGAUUGGAAAGCGCGGGUGAUGGCCACCACGUACCUGCCGGUGGGCAGCGGUGGCGGCGGCGGUGGUGGCGGCGGAGGCCCUGGCUCCGGUGACCUAGACGGCAUGGGAGGCAUGUCGGUGGUCAACCAGCCAGGCGGCCCGUACCAGCAGCCGUCGCCCUCGCCGCGUGGCGGUAACGGUCAAGACCACCCCGCCGGUGAACUGAAAUACAUGCCACCCGGGCAACACCACCAUCACCACCACCAUCACCACCAAGUUCCUACGUCCCCUUCACCAGUGUCGCUGUCGGCCGCGGCCAGUUGGGUGGACCCGUGGGCCGCGUCCAUGAGCAUGCACCAACACCAUCCGCACCAUCCACACCACCCGCAUCAGGGACUGGACAUCAAACCGCCGCCAGACAUGCGAGCCGUGACCGGCGGUGGCGGUGGUGGCGGCGGUGGCGGCGGCGGAGGCGGCGGAGGCGCGCAGACCUGGCACACGGGACCGCCGCCGCCUGUCGUUUCGGCCGGCCACUACAACGGCAGCGGGUCAGGGUCGCCGCAACUCGGCCACCACGGCGCGUACCACGUGAUGAACGGUAUGCUGGGUCACACGCACCCGGCCGUCCAGAUGCACGGUCACAGCCCGUCUUACCCGCAACAACACGACCCGCAAUCGCCCGGAGGCGAGGAGGACGCGCCUACGUCCGACGACCUCGAGGCGUUUGCCAAGCAGUUCAAGCAGCGCCGGAUCAAGCUUGGCUUCACGCAGGCGGACGUGGGCCUGGCGUUGGGCACGCUCUACGGAAACGUGUUCUCGCAGACCACCAUAUGCAGGUUCGAGGCGUUGCAGUUGUCGUUCAAAAACAUGUGCAAGCUCAAGCCGCUCCUGCAAAAGUGGCUAGAGGAAGCCGACUCGACGACGGGCUCGCCGACCAGCAUCGACAAGAUCGCAGCGCAGGGCCGCAAGCGCAAGAAGCGCACUAGCAUCGAGGUGUCCGUCAAGGGGGCCCUGGAGCAGCACUUCCACAAGCAGCCCAAGCCGUCUGCGCAAGAGAUCACGUCGCUGGCCGACUCGUUACAGCUCGAAAAGGAGGUAGUGCGCGUGUGGUUCUGCAACCGGCGGCAAAAAGAAAAGCGCAUGACGCCGCCAAACACUAUGGGUGGCCCGCAAGACGGCAGUGGCAUGAUGGACGGUGGCCUGGGUGGCGGAGGUGGCGGGCCCAUGGGCCACGGAGGUCUGCACCAGGCCUAUCACCACCAGGACCACGUGAUGCACGGCUCACCGAUGGGACCGCACUCGCACUCGCACAGUCCGCCGAUGCUGUCGCCGAUCGGCAACCAUCAGUCGCUUGCGGCUCAUUAACGUUUCGCCCAGUGGGACGUUGAGUACUCACGGCACCUGGCUAAGAUGCAGCAACAUCAGCAGCAGCACCAGGAAUGCACGUAGUAGAGUACUGUUGUUUACUGUUUCGAACAACGUCUCGCUGAGGGCGAUAUAAAAAAUAUAUAUACGUGUACAUCGCAUCGCAGCAGUACAUGCAGCAUGCGUGUGCGAGUGUGCGUGAUCUUCUCGGCGUAUAAUAAUUUACUACGUUAUAUUUUGGAGAUGAUCACGUGACCGCGCGCGCGAGUUCAGCGCUGUGUGUUGCACCGCGAUGACAUUUAUUAUAUUACCAAUUCGACUAUACAUAAAUAUAUAUAAAUAUAAAUAUAAACUUACAAACGCGGAACAUAUAUACUGAUGAUUAUAUAAAUGAUAUUUCUGUAUUAUAAUACAAGAGAAACGCUCGCCGUAAACUGCACAAAUCGCGGCCGAAGCGAA
Messenger RNA from Melanaphis sacchari, 2362 nucleotides. RefSeq names its product POU domain protein CF1A (gene vvl). Bases 578 to 1903 code for a protein of 441 amino acids. Gene Ontology annotation, biological process: regulation of transcription by RNA polymerase II. Lineage: Eukaryota; Metazoa; Arthropoda; Insecta; Hemiptera; Aphididae. Gene Ontology annotation, molecular function: DNA-binding transcription factor activity, RNA polymerase II-specific; RNA polymerase II cis-regulatory region sequence-specific DNA binding. The record is from RefSeq and is a predicted model, not a curated record. The transcript has a single exon.